Messenger RNA from Panicum hallii, 2767 nucleotides. RefSeq lists its product as uncharacterized. The coding region runs from base 348 to 2429 and encodes 693 amino acids. The record is from RefSeq and is a predicted model, not a curated record. Lineage: Eukaryota; Viridiplantae; Streptophyta; Magnoliopsida; Poales; Poaceae. Gene Ontology annotation, cellular component: nuclear pore. The transcript is spliced from 8 exons.
CACUCCCCCCCCACUCCUCUCCGGUCUCCGCCCACCACGCUCUCCUCUUCGCACGGGCACAGCAGACCCAGCCGCGAUCCCACCACGCCUGGCCGCGGGCGUCGCCUUCCCGCGCCGACGGCCGCGCGCACGCGGAAACCGCCCCGCUUGCGGCACCGCAGGCACCAAGUGGGAGGCCCCCUCGGGCUGUUGCCUUGCGCGUUCUUGACGGAAGCCUUACCUCCCCCCGCCGCAUUGCAUCGCGCUGCGGCUCCACCGCAGCCUGCCGCUGAUUGCGCCCGCGGGGACGGGCGCUGGAGCCUUGUCGGACGGAAUCGAAGUUUCAAACAGAUUAGAAGUACUCCGAAAUGGGUGCUAGAGAUAACAUGGAAGGGAGAGAAGAGAAGAGGGGGGUUGGAUCAGAUUAUGUACAUGCUAGGGACUCCUUUUCAUCACAGGGCGAGUCUCGGGUUCCAAGGAAGCUCAGUAGAAAGGAGACUAAAGAAAAUAGCCCCCGCAUGACCAAAAGCAGUGCUAGCCGUCAAGCUCAGAAUAAGCAGCAACAUAAAGGAUUAAACAAUGUUCAGAACAAAUCUCAGAAGCAAAAGAAAACAAUUAGCACUGCUAAAGCUGUUGAAGUUAGAAAGCCAGACAUAGCCAGAGUUCCUUCGCGCCCUCCGUCAGAACUGUCUGAGGAAACAGAUGAUAUAAUCAGCGAUGCUGGAACCAUCGACGAUAAAGGCAAUGAGGAGGCCAAGGAGAUCGAUGUGUUAGAUGAAGCUCCACACUGUGAUCAGAGUACUGGCACUGAUGAUGAUAUUCCUGAUAUUGAAGAGAAGAUAGUUCAUCAUGACAAAUCAGAUGUAGGUCAAGGGAAUGAGGAAUCAGAGUCGAGAAUUGACAAGUUGGAACAAGAACUUCGUGAAGUUGCUGCUCUCGAAGUUUCUCUGUACUCUGUAGUGCCCGAGCAUGGAAGUUCAGCACAUAAGUUGCAUACCCCAGCUCGGCGUCUUUCUAGGCUAUAUGUUCAUGCAUCCAAGUUUUGGUCGGCAGACAAGAGAGCUUCAGUAGCAAAAAACAUUGCUUCUGGACUCGUGCUUGUUGCAAAGUCCAGUAGCAAUGAUGCUUCAAGGUUGACAUUCUGGCUGUCCAACACAGUUGUCGUCAGGGAGAUAAUUGCACAAACAUUUGGCGUCUCACAUGUGAAUCCAACAAUGACGACCAUGAACGUGAAUGGUGGUGCCAAAAAGCUUGAUGGGAAACCUAUGACAAUGCUACGGAGAAACAGCUCCAAUGGCAAGCAAGCCAAACUUGCUGCGAUGCAGAUGCCAGAUGAUUGGCAGGAAACAAGUACAUUUUUGGCUUCAUUAGAGAAGAUUGAAUCUUGGAUAUUUUCUCGGAUUGUUGAUACAGUGUGGUGGCAGGCACUUACUCCCCACAUGCAAACGCCGGCGGAAGGUUCAUCUACUCCAAAGGCUGGCAGAGUGUUAGGUCCUGCUUUGGGUGAUCAGCAGCAGGGCACCUUUUCUGUUAACCUGUGGAAGGCUGCAUUUCAUGAUGCAUUCAGCAGAAUGUGCCCUCUUCGUGCUGGUGGACAUGAGUGUGGCUGUUUACCAGUAUUGGCAAAAUUGGUGAUGGAGCAAUGUGUAGCCCGUUUGGAUGUUGCAAUGUUUAAUGCCAUCCUUCGUGAAUCAGCAAAUGAGAUACCAACAGAUCCUAUAUCUGACCCAAUUGUUGACCCAAAAGUUCUGCCAAUCCCAGCUGGUGAUCUAAGCUUUGGGUCAGGCGCGCAGCUGAAGAACUCUAUUGGAAACUGGUCAAGAUGGUUGACAGAUAAAUUUGGCAUUGACGAUGAUGAUUCGGACAUAGGAAACGACGAUGAUGAUGAAAGAAGAGGUGCAGCUGAAUCAAAAUCAUUUCAACUGCUUAAUGAAUUGAGUGAUCUCCUGAUGCUACCAAAGGACAUGCUUCUUGAAAAAUCUAUCAGGAAAGAGGUCUGCCCCUCCAUUGGCCUUCAGUUAGUGACAAGAAUCCUGUGCAAUUUCACCCCUGAUGAGUUCUGUCCAGAUCCUGUUCCAAGCAGAGUCUUAGAGGAGCUGAAUUCAGAGAGCUUGCUGGAGCAAUGCACCAACAAAGAUGUGCUCAGCGCAUUUCCAUGCAUUGCCGCUCCUAUUGUGUACCGAGCACCUUCGACAUCAGAUGCGGCAGAGAAAGUGGCAGACAUAGGAGGCGGCACAAAGCUCGAUAGGAAAGCCUCAAUGGUACAGAGGAGAGGCUACACCAGUGACGACGAUCUGGAUGACCUGGACUCUCCCCUUGCAUCCCUAAUUGACAGGAGUGCUCCACCUUCUCCAUCAAAUGGUAUUGCGCAUUUCAGUGCUCAGAGAGGAGCUUCCAUGGAGAACAUAAGAUACACGCUCCUAAGAGAAGUAUGGUCGGAGCGGCGGUGAUCAAUGCAUCUGUAAAACCUAAAAUCUCUUCUACAGCUGCCGUAUAAGAUCACAAGAAGGUGUCGUCAUGUAUGCCCUUCAACAGUCUUUUCACAGUAACAAAAUAUGAAACACUUCUUGUACAGCAUUUUCCCGCAAUCCUAUAUAUGUAGCCCUUUUGUAGUAUAGUGCAACUCAAGAUACGGAUAGUAAGACUGUUGCACCUUGAAGUUGAAUAACACUAUCUACGGUGCAAGUUUGUGGAAUGAAGCUAUGAAAGUUCGUCUACCGACCUAGCUAGCUACCGUUGUGUAGGGUGUCGGCAUGGAUGCUGAUGCAGUAAUUCAACUGCAUUUCUA